Molecule: messenger RNA, 3547 nt
Organism: Mytilus californianus (California mussel)
Lineage: Eukaryota; Metazoa; Mollusca; Bivalvia; Mytilida; Mytilidae
Product: transmembrane protein adipocyte-associated 1 homolog
Exons: 11
Coding region: 148-1380 (410 amino acids)
Biological process (GO): G protein-coupled receptor signaling pathway
Cellular component (GO): plasma membrane
Molecular function (GO): G protein-coupled receptor activity
Source: RefSeq, a predicted model, not a curated record
GUGCGUUUGAAAGAUAGGGAUUAAUACCUUCCUUCUGAAGCACGUUCAUGGACAAGUAGAAAACAAAUUUAUGAUUUUGACGCAAAUGUCUAUUUUUACUUAGUUAUUUAUUUCCUGCAGUUGCUAUUUUUUUGAUUGAGUUUAUUGAUGUCCGAUCCAGGUACAGUCCAUUUCUCCCAGUCAAGCCCAGAACACAAUCAAUUGAACAAGUUUAACAACAAUGUGUUAAAGCUGUUGUCCAGUAAUGGAACCACCAUUACACCAUAUGAACCAAAUAUACCUGACACAGAGAUCAGUGAGCCUAUAUGUCAGGCUAUAUUGUAUGAUGACAUUGCAUAUUCAAGCAUAAGAAUAUGGGAUCUAAUCAUUUUAGGGCCAAAUGCCCUUUUCUUAAUGUUCCUUAUAUGGAAGAUGAAAACUGCAAUUACAAAACUAAGGAGCACAGACAGCCCUAUAUUUACAGCUUUCUAUGUUAUGGUCCUAACAGUAGCCAUUAUUAGUGUGUUAAGAUGUAUUGUAGCAAUGACAGUAAAUGCUGCAGACCCUGCUGGAGAUAAUGCAGACAAGGCAAUAUGGUUGAUACUAAGAUUUUUUCUAUUGGCAAUGGAAAUGUCCAUUGUAAUAUUUGGAAUUGCAUUUGGUCAUCUAGACAGUAAUAAAAGUAUUCAGAGAGUUUUGCUAGCAACUACAUGUAUUGCUUUGAUUUAUUCUACUACACAGGGUACACUAGAAUUCACAAAUCCGGAUCCUAAAUUCCAUGUCCAGAAACCAGGUCAAGGCAUAAAUGUCACAGCAAUAGACUAUGAUAUAUUUGGACAUGGAGGCAUGAUCUUUUGGCUGACUAGUUCAUUAUUCUUUUUUGUGGUGUAUACAUGUAUAUUUAUUUUACCUUGGACUUCGUUGAAAGAGAAGCUGGCUCUUCCACCAAAGAAAUCUUUUUAUUGGUACUGUUUUUUUCUUGCUACGUUAAACCUGACACAGGCUGUUGGAAGUGGCUUGUUGUAUGGUAAUAUAAUGAAUGGCAUGUGUGUGGUUGAUUUGACUGCCUACAUUUAUUUCACCUGUUUUGCACCUCUAGUCUAUGUGGUGUUCCUGCAUAAUUUUUUGAGAACAUCUCAGACAAGAAUAUUGUUUUCCUAUAAAAAUCAACAAGAUGAAGUAGCAGAAGAUGACAAUGUUAGUAUGCCAUAUGCUGCCAACAGGAAAGCAGACGACACAGAUAGUUUUGUGGGAAGUUAUGACAGUACACAUUUUGAUCGCCGUAAUAUUCUUAGUUCAAGUGUUCAGAAUCAAUUGAUUGACAAUUCAAUGAAUGCUAUAGCCGAAGACUUUGGACCGCCUAGUUUUCCGUCUAAUUCAUUGUACCAAGCAAAUGCUUAGUGCUACAUUGUCAUGAAAUCCCACUCACGCAAAUCUAAGUGAAUUCUGUCAGCUUUCUUCGUUUUCACGAAUGGCAACUAGAUAUAUACUAAUAUUUUUAGUUUUGGGCUUUUUAAAAACUAAUACUCCUGAGGUUCAUCAAAUCAAAGUAGUUGCAAUAUUAUUGGCUUUUUCAAUUUCAGUAUGAUGUGGUUCAACUGUAUACAGUUGUAAUCUUGAUUCAACUGUCAGACAAUUCGAAGCUUUGAGACUGAAUUUUGUUUGUAAAUGUUGUGAUGCCAAAUUUGUAAUAAAUAUAUAUUAAAAAGUAUUCUUGUUAUAGGCAGAGAUAAUAUAAACAUACAUCGUUUCAUUGAUGUAUACCCCACAUUGCCUUUCAUAUAUGUUAUGGUAGUUAAAAUUAAGUUCUAUUGCAAUCAGAACUUGGUCACCCAAAAAAGGAAAUCAUAGGUUUAUCAAUGGGCUAGCUUCAAAAGUAGCUAUCAUACUAACACAAAGGAGCACGGCCAUUAAAAUUCUUUUUUGGCCCAAGAAACUAAAGGUUUUGAGGGCCAAUUCUAAUUUGAUCAUUAUGAUUGGAAAUACAUAUGAUAAAAAAAUAUAUAUUAAUUACACAAGUUUCUUUAUGUUAUUCACAAUAAAGUCUGACAUGAAAACAAAGAAAUCUGCUGAAUUUAUGCUGUUUUCCAUCCAAAUUUUCUGUAUGAAUACAUGCUCGGCCAAGAAACAACAACAAAAUAAUUGUACAGAAGCUUCAUUUUAGCUAUAUACAUAAUCUCAUAAAAUAUAAAGUUGUUUCUUUUUUGGGCUCAUACUUUUCUGAAUUUCAAUUCCAAAUUUUAGUUUCUGAUUUAUGGGUUUUUUUUCAUUACAAAAAGGGGGAUUUUCCAGUUUUCAGACAAUAACUCAAAAAUGCUGAAAGCAUUUUUUAUGAAACUUUGGUAAAUUGUUUAUAUCUAUUGAUGUAAGCUCCCUUUUGAUUUUGAUAAAUUUUCAAUUUUACGUUUCCGUGUUAUAAGAUUUUAUUUGUUUAUAGUCUGACAACAGAUUUACUAAGUAUUGCGCAACAGCACAGUGUAUUGUACAACAGCAAGAAAUCUUUAAUUGAAUAUAAAGUCAUAUAAACAAUUUCAAGUUCUUUGACUACAUCUAUUCAGAAACCUAUUAUAUGUCAAAUAUUUAAUUACAAUCCAAAUUCAGACCUGUAUCAAGCUUGAAUAUUGUGUCCAUUUUUGCCCCAACUGUUCAGGGUUGGACCUCUGCGGGAGUAUCCAGCUGCGCUCAGCGAAGCAGUUUAUUUAUUAUGUUUUAGUUUUUAUGACACAGGGUCUAGGUAGGUAGUGAUAGAGGUUUGUGUGCAAAUAAAAACUGGUUUAACCCAAACACAAUUUGUGCCUAUACCAAGUCAGGCUAUCUAGACCGUGCAUGGUUCGCUGUUGUUUGUAUGUUGUUUUUUUAUCACACGAGUCUUGUGUUGAUUGUUGAAGCAAUCUUAUGUGGUAUCCAGUAUUUUGGGUGAUUCCUGUUAUUAUUUAAUGUAUUCUGUUCUUAUGUAAAUUUUAAUGCUACAUGUCAUUCAUGCAUAUAAUGAAGGUCAAGAUGGUUCAAUUUCCAUUUACAUUUUCAACACUAAAAGGAUGUAUCUAUUUAUACAGGUCACUGGUUAAUUAAAGUAAAAACCUGGAUACAUUAUUCAAAAUCAGAUGAAAAACAAACUGAAAAUUUGUGUAUAUCACAUGAUUUAAUUUUUGUUAUUACCAAAGAUGUGUAUGAUGACAUACAAACAUGGGUCUUAAACUUCUUGUUGAUUAAAUCUAGGAAGCAAAACAAAAAACUACAAAGUUUUAAAUAAACAAAGCUGUUUAUAAUGCAAACCCUUUCACUUUGUGAUAAUGGAAUUAACAUUUUCGCAGUAGACUACAAAUGAAAUGACAAAAUUAGGUUAUUUUUUUCAAUUUUAUUUGGUUUUGUAAAAUAUACCAGACAACAAUACAGAAAACAUCACAAAGUAUAUAACUGACAAAGUACAUACAUUUAUUGAGAAGUAUUCUCUUUUGAAUUUAAAUGAUUCCAACAUGAUGUUAUUGUCCAGGGUUUUAAGGAAUAUUUACAUACACUGUUGUUUCUGUUUCUUCCACACACAUUAUCAUACACCUUUCAUUCAAAA